This is a messenger RNA of Carassius auratus (goldfish), 3377 nucleotides long. Its product is annotated as P2X purinoceptor 3-like. Gene Ontology annotation, molecular function: ATP binding; extracellularly ATP-gated monoatomic cation channel activity; purinergic nucleotide receptor activity. Gene Ontology annotation, biological process: calcium ion transmembrane transport; response to ATP. The coding region runs from base 1180 to 2631 and encodes 483 amino acids. NCBI's taxonomy places the organism in Eukaryota, Metazoa, Chordata, Actinopteri, Cypriniformes, Cyprinidae. The record is from RefSeq and is a predicted model, not a curated record. The transcript is spliced from 12 exons. Gene Ontology annotation, cellular component: plasma membrane.
GAACAGAAAACAAUCCAUCUUAUCCUAUCCUCUGUCAAACUGCUGUUUUGUCUGCUGGGUGCCACUGUAUGCCCUCUUUGAAGGAUAAUUCAUUUUGUGCCAUGUGUGAGAGUGCAUAAUGCCAGUGCUAAAGAUGUUCAUGACUCUGGCAUCUCUAAUUUAUGGGAAGCUGUGUUCACUUAAAGACGCUUCUCUGAAAGCUUUCCAGUUGGAGAUGACGCGACGACGUAAUUGACCACAAACAUAAUGGGCUCACUUUAGUGAUUAGGAAAUGCGAUCUUCACUUUAAGCGUACACAAUUUGCAAAUGACUCCAGAAAUGUUCUAGUAGACCAGUGAAUCAGUAAAUUUGGAACGCAGUGUAAUGGCAAACAGCUCACGUGGUUGAAAUAAUGAGGUCGUAAUUUUGUAUUUGUGCGACUUGAACGAGUGUUAAACACUACACAUAUAUUUCUAUGGGACCCAAAAACAUCUGAACAAAAUGGGACUGUUAUGUGCUUAUUGAGUUGCUGUUAGUCAGUGUUUUAUGUAUUUGUUCAGUAACUGAUUGCCGUUCUCAAAUUUGGACAGUGCAUUUCAUUUCAAGCAUUUUGCCUUUAAAAUGCUUAAAAUGAAAUGCACUGUUAAAAGUAAUAACCUCCAACUGUUACCUUAAUGCGAUAUUUUUACCUGGUUUAAUGUCAGGGUUUUGCGAGCACAGAAGUAGAUGAAGUGGGGAUCUAAAAUGCAACAUAUUGCCUUUUUUUUUUUUUACUCAAGAAAAUAUCAGACAAAAGAGAACUGAAAUAUAGGGCUAUAAAUACACAUAAUAAUGAGAACUAUAACAAACAGGUGUGUACAAGGAGUAGGAGACCAUGGUGGAGCAAGCAGAAUGGAGAUAUUGAAAAAAUGAGGUGGACCCGGAUAAAAUGGAGACCAGAGUGAAGCCAAAAGAUGGGAGGAACGAGAUGGACCUGGAAGAUUUGUUGCAUUCGGAAGACUUAGCCAGGACCAGUGGGAAUGAGGACCAAGGCAGAGCCAGAGGGAUGGAGGACCCAUGUGGAGCUGAAGGAUUGGCGAAAGUCAUUGACUUUCACAAAUCAUCUGUUAUAAUUACACAUAGUAAUGUGUUUAUAUUAAUAAAAGGUUUGGUUUGUAAAAAAAAAAAAAAGGAGAGAGAGAGAGAGAAACAGAUUAGCAAAUGAGCGGGCUAUUAGGGAAAUGGAUAGUCAAGGCCCCUGGGGGCCACAGAGGAAAGGCAAGAACACGAAAAGGGGAGGGAAAAUGUGGUCAAGUUUUUAUUCUAGUUCUUUCACUCAGCAGAUGCACAAUAGUGAGGAACACUGGUUUAUCCUGCAGCGGAUCUCAGCUCAAAGCUUCUUCGAUUUGCACUUCUACACAACACACUUCUACUAUGGCUCACAGAGUCCCAAACUUCAUCGCUAACUUCUUCGUCUAUGAAACCGCCAAAUCUGUUGUGGUGAAGAGCUGGUCUGUAGGAAUCAUCAACCGAGUCGUCCAGCUGUUAAUUAUUCUGUAUUUCAUCUGCUGGGUGUUUAUGCAUGAAAAAGGAUAUCAGCAGCGGGAUACGGGAAUCGAAUCUGCGGUCAUGACCAAAGUGAAAGGCUUGGGCAGAUUUAACAACCGUGUGAUGGACGUAGCAGACUAUGUAGCUCCCUCACAGGGUGGUUCUUCGUUCUCUGUCAUCACCAGCAUGGUCAUCACAGCCAACCAGAAGCAAGGACGAUGCCCUGAGACUGAUCAUAAGUUUAAAUGCACUACUGAUGAUGACUGCAUGAAAAAACUGGGCUCAAAUUUAGGAAAUGGUAUUAUAACAGGCCUAUGCUUGAACAAUAAUAAUGAGACAAAGGGAUGGUGUGAAAUUGAAGGCUGGUGUCCUGCAGAAGAUGACAACGUUUCAGAAAAGCCAAUGAAAGAGGUGGAGAACUUCACCAUCUUCAUCAAGAACAGCAUUCGCUUCCCUCUGUUUAAUGUCACUCGAGGCAAUUUCCCUUCAAUCCUAAACAAGUCUUACAUUCAGAGCUGUCAUUAUGACUCGGUGGACAAUCCGUUCUGUCCGAUUUUUAAAGUGGGAGACAUCCUGAGACAAAUCAAUCAAAGUGUCGACAGCAUUACUGACAAAGGGGGAGAGAUUGGAAUUAACAUCAACUGGAACUGUAAUCUGGAUUAUAAUGUGACGUACUGCAAUCCCAAUUACUUCUUCACACGCUUGGAUGCUGCUUUUAAGAACAGCGUUGCCUCUAAAGGAUAUAACUUUAGGUUUGCUAAAUACUAUCAGUCCGAAGAUGGGACUGAGUAUCGAACACUUCAUAAAGCUAAAGCCAUCCGCUUUGACAUAAUCGUGUCUGGCAAUGCAGGCAAGUUUAGCACUGUGCCCUUUCUGAUUAAUUUGGUGGCAGCUUUCACUUCAGUGGGAUUGGCUACAGUGUUGUGUGACAUCAUCCUUCUCAACUUUCAUAAAGGGGCGGACAAGUACAAAGCAAAGAAAUUUGAAGAGGUAUCAGCCGUUGUCUCCGUGUCAGCAAACAACAGACUCUAUAUGGGAAGCCAGAUGUCAAUCAAAACAUUGGAGAAGCGCUCAAAUGACUCCGGGACCUUUUCUUACGGACGGCAGGACCCGUCAUUUCAAUGAGACUUUUUAAAAUAAUAUUCCUACUUCGAGAUUUGUGCUUAUUUGCACUUUCUUUAAGCAAUAGUUUGUUUUAAAUCUGUGAACCUAAGGCUGGAUUUGUUCAAGAGUUUAAAUCAUAGAAUUUUUUUUGUCAACCCCCGAACAUGAGAAAACACACAUCUAUGCAAACACAAUACCAGUCAAAAAAUAUUCGUAUUUCCUGGAUUUUAGAAUAAUAACCAAGUAUUCGAAACUAUGAAAUAACAGAAAAGUAAGUAUGAGAGUUACAUAGUAACCAAAAACGUUAACCGAUCAAAACAUCUUAUUUCUUGAGCUUUAAACUGAUUUUCCAUAUAUGCUGGAUAGUGCUUUACAUCUCAUUUUCACAAGAAAUUCACAAUUUUUCACAAUUUACUUUUUUUUUGUCUACAAAAUUUCAUUUUAAAUUGCUUCUUGUAAAAAGUGAGAGCUUUAAUUAAACCUUUGACUGACAGUGUAUACACUAACAGCAGGAGUAAAUUAAAUUACAUAUAGAAAGAACAGCAAUUCAUUCAUUAAGUACUAGUUCAUCUUUUGAGCAUGUAAAAUGAACGAAGAAAGAAAACAAUGAUAUGGGAGGAUAUGGAUAUUUUAUGUGUUUCAUGUGAAAAAUUUCUCUAAAUCAGCUUGUUUUUCAUUCUGUAGACUUUAUUUACUUGAACUAUGCCCUUGAGAUUGUAAGUGAUGUUAUCUUGUAAAAUAAAUUGCACAACCUCUUUGCAUUCUUA